UGAGCUGGUUUCGCAACGCAGCAAUGGGUGCUCCGGGGGGAAAGAUCAACCGGCCGCGAACGGAGCUGAAGAAGAAGCUGUUCAAGCGACGGCGGGUGUUGAACCGGGAGCGGCGACUGAAGCACCAGGUGGUCGGGGCUGUGAUAGACGAAGGGCUGAUCACGAGGCACCACCUCAAGAAGCGGGCGUCCAGUGCAAGUGCCAACAUUACUCUGUCUGGGAAGAAGCGCAGAAAACUCCUCCAGCAGAUCCGGCUUGCCCAGAAAGAGAAAGCAGCCAUGGAGGUGGAAGCCCCCCUCAAGUCAGCCAGGACUAGUGAACCACAGCCCAAAUCAAAAAAGAAGACAAAAGCCCCCCAGGAUGUAGACAUGGAGGACCUUGAAGAUAAGAGCUAAAUCUCACACCCCUUCCACCAGAAGAUUCUCAGCUGGAGCCAGGAGGACUCGAUGGUUAUUUCAGAGGACUUUGGAGAAAGCGUUGCUCCUUUUCACUGUCCCCAGAUUCCUCUUCCCUAAUGGCCUAGUGACCUGCCCUGGAGGGAUGUAUUGAGAGGAAGAGGGUAGAAAAGAAAGAUUGGAGAGGGGGUCCUAAGCAGUCAACUCCAUUUGUGAUAAAGCCCUAGCAUUCUCACUGAGAUGUGUGUGAUUAAAUGUAGGAAUGGGGAUAGGCCAUGAAAAGGGGCUGUGAGUGUGGAAACAAGACAACUGGGAAACAGGACCCACAGUUCUUACUUGACCAAAGGCAACAAGAAGCCAUCCUCCAUGAUGGCCCUGUCUCCCUGAUGAGUGACACUCCAACUUUCCAUUUCUGACAAAAAUAAGGUGUUCUGUAGAGAUGGCAGAGGAGGUAAGGGUCUUGAUACUGGCCCUGCCUGCUCCCCUGUGUGAGCAGGGUGGGCAAGUGACCGUGGUUGUCUCUGCUUCCUUUGCUGGAUUAUAUUUUUAAUAAAGUGAAGAUUAUUUUUCCCUUUUAA
Molecule: messenger RNA, 973 nt
Organism: Balaenoptera musculus (blue whale)
Lineage: Eukaryota; Metazoa; Chordata; Mammalia; Artiodactyla; Balaenopteridae
Gene: C1H11orf98
Product: chromosome 1 C11orf98 homolog
Exons: 1
Coding region: 24-395 (123 amino acids)
Source: RefSeq, a predicted model, not a curated record